CGCCCCCCUCCUCCUUCCCUCCUCUCCUCUCCCCUCCAUCCAGCACCACCUGUACAUCUGCCACAAUCAGGCCGACUUCCAGCGUACGACGGUUGGACAGUCACGCGAACUGUCCUUUUACGACAUGUCAAAAUGGAUUAUUUUAAUUUACCUUUUUAGAAAUCUGAUAUAAUUGGGAAUAAAAAAGAAACGCCCUGUGUCACAUGUUGAAGCGAAUUCAACAGCAGCAACUACGUCGACGCUGUAUUUUCUUUUCUUUCGCUCUCCACUUUGUUAUUUUUGGUGCUGAAAUUCGUCGUUUACGCACCGGAUGACGCACGAAGACUCGACCCGCUUUCGCAUCGUGACGCCGGACCCUCCCAAAGCCCCGAUUUGAUCUGAGGGGAAGUUGCUCCACACCCGAGCCGCGUCAAGCCAACUUUGGCGGCCGAGUCUCGCCAUGGCCACGGAGGGCCACCGAGCCCCGCCGCUUUGAGUCGCCUCGACCGCCGCCCCCGCUCCGGGGUGACCGAGCACCAUGCCUAAGAGCCGGGAGAGGUUGAGCCCGGACCCGUCGGUGCACAUCACCAAGAUGAACAUGAUCAUCCCCUUUUCGCCCGACGUGCCGUGUGACAGCAACGGCCAGCGCAUGUGGUGGGCUUUCCUCGCAUCGUCCAUGGUCACUUUCUUCGGGGGGCUCUUCAUCAUCCUCUUGUGGAGGACCCUCAAGUACCUGUGGACCGUCUGCUGCCACUGCCAAGCCAAGAAGAAGGAGGUGCACCGACUGACCACGGGCGACGGCGUCCUCAAGCGCGCCGACAAAGACGACGCGGCAGCGGCUAGCGAGGUGGGAUGGAUGACGUCGGUGAAAGAUUGGGCGGGAGUGAUGAUCUCCGCUCAGACCCUGACGGGACGAGUCCUGGUGGUGCUCGUGUUUGCCCUCAGCAUCGGCGCUCUGGUCAUCUACUUCAUCGAUUCUUCAGACCCCAUCGAGUCGUGUCAGAACUUCUACGAGGACAUCACGCUGCAGAUCGACAUGGCUUUCAACAUCUUCUUCCUUUUGUACUUUGGCCUACGAUUCAUCGCCGCCAACGACAAGCUUUGGUUCUGGCUGGAGGUCAACUCGGUCGUGGACUUCUUCACCGUGCCGCCCGUUUUCGUGUCGGUCUACCUGAACCGAAGCUGGCUCGGCUUGAGGUUCUUAAGGGCUUUACGGUUGAUCCAGUUUUCGGAAAUUUUGCAGUUUUUGAACAUACUCAAGACAAGCAACUCCAUCAAGCUGGUCAAUUUGUGUUCGAUCUUUAUCAGCACAUGGCUAACAGCAGCAGGAUUCAUUCAUUUGGUGGAAAAUUCUGGGGAUCCUUGGGAAAACUUCCAGAAUUCUCAGGCGCUUUCCUACUGGGAAUGUGUGUAUCUGCUGAUGGUUACCAUGUCCACAGUGGGCUAUGGAGACGUUUACGCCAAAACCACACUGGGCCGACUCUUCAUGGUCUUUUUCAUCCUUGGUGGUUUGGCCAUGUUUGCGAGCUACGUGCCUGAAAUCAUAGAGUUAAUAGGCAACCGCAAGAAAUACGGUGGUUCCUAUAGUGCUGUUAAUGGCCGAAAGCACAUCGUGGUGUGCGGCCACAUCACACUGGAGAGCGUCUCCAACUUCCUCAAAGACUUCCUACACAAGGACAGGGAUGAUGUCAAUGUAGAAAUCGUUUUUCUCCAUAAUAUUUCCCCUAAUCUUGAGCUGGAAGCCUUGUUCAAACGACAUUUCACCCAGGUGGAGUUCUACCAGGGGUCCGUCUUAAACCCUCACGACCUGGCCAGAGUCAAAAUUGAAUCAGCCGAUGCCUGUUUGAUUUUAGCAAACAAAUACUGUGCCGAUCCUGAUGCUGAGGAUGCCUCCAACAUCAUGAGGGUAAUAUCCAUCAAGAACUACCACCCAAAGAUCCGCAUCAUCACUCAAAUGUUGCAGUAUCACAACAAGGCGCACCUGUUGAACAUCCCCAGCUGGAACUGGAAAGAAGGCGAUGAUGCCAUCUGCCUAGCCGAGCUCAAGCUGGGCUUCAUCGCCCAAAGUUGCCUGGCUCAAGGCCUGUCCACCAUGCUGGCCAACCUCUUCUCCAUGAGGUCCUUCAUCAAGAUCGAGGAAGACACAUGGCAGAAGUAUUACCUGGAGGGCGUGGCCAAUGAGAUGUACACAGAGUACCUUUCAAGUGCCUUUGUGGGGUUGUCCUUUCCUGUUAUUUGCGAAUUAUGCUACGUGAAACUAAAGCUCCUCCUGAUAGCUAUAGAGUACAAGUCUGAUCAGAGGGAGAGCAGCACGCUCAUCAACCCCGGCAACCACGUGAAGAUGCAGGAAGGCACGCUGGGCUUCUUCAUUGCUAGCGACGCCAAAGAAGUCAAGCGGGCAUUGUUUUACUGCAAAGCAUGCCAUGAUGAUGUCACGGAUCCGAAACGUAUUAAGAAAUGCGGAUGCAAAAAAUCUAAAAACACCUAUAAUGGAUAUAUUAAAUCAAUUGAAGACGACCAACAAUCGAUGCUGUCUAAAAAAAAGCAAAGAAACGGAGGCAUGAGAAAUUCCCCAAACUCGUCACCGAAGCUCAUAAGACACGACCCGCUCCUCAUCUCCGUCAACGAGCAGAUGGAAAGCGUGGACGAGAACGUGAAGAAGUACGACUCCACGGGAAUGUUCCACUGGUGUCCAUCCAAAGACAUCGAGAAGGUCGUGCUGACUCGGAGCGAGGCGGCCAUGACGGUGCUGAGCGGUCACGUGGUGGUGUGCAUCUUCGGCGACGUCAAAUCGGCGGUGAUUGGCCUGCGCAACUUCGUCAUGCCGCUGCGGGCCAGCAACUUCCAUUACCACGAGCUUAAGCACAUCGUGUUCGUGGGCUCGCUCGAGUACCUCAAACGCGAGUGGGAGACGCUGCACAAUUUUCCUAAGGUCUCCAUUUUGCCGGGCACGCCGCUGAGUCGAGCAGACCUGAGGGCUGUCAACAUCAACCUCUGCGACAUGUGUGUCAUCCUGUCAGCCAAUCAGAACAAUAUUGACGACGCGUCGCUGCAGGACAAAGAGUGCAUCUUGGCGUCGCUCAACAUCAAGUCCAUGCUCUUUGACGACAGCAUCGGCGUCUUGCAGGCCAAUUCCCAAGGGUUCACGCCGCCGGGCAUGGACCGAUCGUCUCCGGAAAACAGCCCGAUCCACGGAAUCGUGCGGCAGACCUCCGUGACGACGGGGGCCAACAUUCCCAUCAUCACCGAACUGGUCAACGAUUCCAAUGUCCAGUUCCUGGAUCAAGACGACGACGACGAUCCUGACACAGAGUUGUACCUGACUCAGCCGUUCGCUUGCGGCACCGCCUUCGCCGUCAGCGUGCUGGACUCCUUGAUGAGUGCUACGUACUUCAACGACAACAUCCUCACCCUCAUCCGCACGCUGGUAACGGGCGGCGCCACCCCAGAGCUGGAGGGGCUACUGGCAGAGGAAAAUGCGCUGCGGGGAGGCUACAGCACCCCGCAGACGUUAGCCAACCGGGAUCGCUGUCGCGUGGCUCAGCUGGCUUUGUACGACGGACCCUUCGCUGACCUUGGGGAUGGCGGUUGCUAUGGCGACCUGUUUUGUAAAGCGCUGAAAACAUACAACAUGCUGUGCUUCGGCAUCUAUCGGCUUCGUGACGCACAUCUAAACUCGCAAAGUCAAUGCACCAAACGAUACGUCAUUACCAAUCCGCCCUACGCCUUCGAGCUGGUGCCCUCGGACCUCAUCUUCUGCCUCAUGCAGUUUGACCACAACGCCGGCCAGUCGCGGACCAGCCUCUCGCACUCGUCUCAUUCGUCCAGCAAAAAAAGCUCAUCUGUGCACUCCAUCACCACCAUCAACCGAGCCAACCGCAACAAGAGCAGAGACCCUCGAGACAAGCUAAACACCUCAAGAAAACAUAGAGCAGCCCAAGAAAAGAUAUGGUUUACAGAUGAGCAGCAGGGGGGUCAUCUGAGGACCAUACACACCAAGCCUGUGAAUACGCAUGCCGUCGCUGCCAACCACCACGCCGGUUCGCACAAACCCGCCAGCUGCUCCAACCCGCCAAUCCGAGAAGCAAAAGACGAAUGCUGACGCUGGUGGCGGCGGACAUAUGUCAGGCUGGCAAGGAAACAAAAACAAAGACAAUCAAGUUAACCACGACACGAUGUCCGCGCACCAUAUCAAAGUUGCCUUGCUGGCUCUCGAUGAACUCCGGUGGUACCAUGGUGGCGACAAACUAUGCCUUUGUGACAGUUAUUCUCACUGCCCGGAAAAACAGGCACCAGCCCCUCCCUCACACAAUACGUAUAUAGAAACUAUUCAAAUGGAAGGUGCCUAAACUUUUCAGACUUCCAAUAUGUUGGCAUUUCUCGUCUCGUAUUCGGGGCGAGACUUAAUAGUGAUCUUUUACUCAAAAGUAAUGCAACACUGCCAUCUACUGGAAACUGUUAGUUAUAACAGUGGUACAUAAAACUGAAUUUUAACAGUAAAGCUGCGCAAUGAUUUAUAGAUACUAUUUCUAUCUAAAGAUAAUGUGUAUUAUGCUGUACUUGUGGCAGUAUCUAAAGCCAAGUUUUAGAUGUCUUGUAUUCAGACAAAUAUCCUGAUCGUGAAAUCAAACUUAAAAAAAAAAAAACUAUGAAAGCAGUUAAAAUCUGCCACUUAUACUUCCUACAGUCCAAUCACGGCUCUAAUUUUGCGACAUUUCGUACACGUGAAAGAUUUUGCUGAAGCCUUACGUCUUCUACUUAUUAGUCAGAAAUUUUAGGGUAAGCCCUUCUUCCAAAUAUGAUAGAGCUGUUUUACUACCAAAUCAAAAGCAACUCAAAACUACAUGGAUACGGAAGCCACAUAUCGCAGGAAGUGGGCCUCUAUAAGUCCUCCUUUGGCUUGAAGCACUGCCUAACACAAGUUUUGAUUUCAACGCUAGGAAAAUUAAAACACAAAACAGCUCUAUCAUACUACUACGUGCUUUUUACACGCUCCAUCCAUCAGUUUCGUUCCUGUAUUGGAUGUUUAUGGAGUGCCAGGCAGUGCUUCGGCCAUUGGAGGACCUCCAGAGGGGCCCACUGCUGCGAAGAGAGGCUUUUAGAAUGUUCUUCUCCCAUCGUUGCAGCUCAGAAUGUAUUUGUUAGCAUGCCCCCGAAAAGUCUUAAAAGGACCACAAUACAUCACCUGUCAAAAUUUGUGAAGCGUGUUCAAGUUUUUGUUUUGUAUUUUGUGUCUAAAUUGUAAUUUUGACGACCUGGUAAACAGUUUACUAUCACCCUAUUAGUCAAUCCAUUUGGGCUGGCUGUGAAUGAUUGUGUCUCUGUGCCGCUGAUGGAGAUAAGAUGUCCAAUUCAUUACAACCUGGAGGGCGCUGCCAGCCCCUCCAAGUUCGAAUGGAUUAGACGUCUAUUGCCGUCAAUGGCCGCCAUGCGUUUGCAAUACAAUGGGGUUCACUGUAUGUUUUACUGUCAAGCAUAAACUGACUUGUAUAUGCUUUUUUUUUGUAUCUUCACGAAAUAAACGCUUAUGUAUUGUCGUUUCAAGCGUGAUAUUUUCAGGGCGUUUGAUACUCCCCACUGUGCAAUUCUAUAAAUUAAAAUCGUAUGACUGGAGCUGAGAAAAACUGGGAAAACGCUUUCACAAUAAAAUCCUAAGAUCUAUAGUAGGGCUGUCAAAAUUAUCGCGCUAACAGGCGGUAAUUAAUUUUUUAAAUCACGUUAAAAUAUUUGACGCAAUUAACGCACAUGCCCCACUCAAACAGAUUAAAAUAACAGUACAGUGUCAAUUGCACUUGUUACUUGUGUUUUUGGAGUUUUGUCGCCCUCUGCUGGCGCUUGGGUGCAACUGAUUUUAUGGUUUUCAGCACCAUGAGAAUUGGUGGUGCUGAACAAUGGCGAGCUACUAGUUUAUUUUUUGUUUGAAAAUUUUACAAAUUUUAUUAAAAUGAAAACAUUGAGGCGUUUUAAUAUAAAAUUUCUAUAACUUCUACUAACAUUUAUCUUUAAGAACUACAAGUCUUUCUAUCCAUGGAUCGCUUUAACAGAAUGUUAAUAAUGUUAAUGCCAUCUUGGUUUAUUGUUAUAAUAAACAAAUGCAGUUCUUGUGUCUUAUCUUUCCAUUCCAACAAUAAUUUACAGAAAAAUAUGGCAUAUUUUAUAGAUGGACUGAAUUGCGAUUAAUUACGAUUAAUUUUUAAGCUGUGAUUAACUCGAUUAAAAAUUUUAAUCUUUUGACAGCCCUAAUCUAUAGCUUUUUAUUUGGGUUUUUCGUUUAGCAGUGGCCAUGUAACUAUGUUCAAAAGGGGUUUGGCCUUGUGACAUCAGAAGCUGAAUAAGCUUUUCCACAAUGUAAUGACCUAUAGCCAGUGUUGGGAAUAAUGCCGUGAUAGCGCUGUUACAUAACUGUAUUAUUUUUUUCAGUAACUGGGUAAUCUAAUUAUUUUUUCCGGCGUUACAAAGCAGUUACCGUUACUGGUGGUCAAAAGCGGUGUGUUACUUUGAAUAAAUUGAAGAAACUACCAGCCGUAGCGAGUCUACUCUGCUCUGUUCAUUUGUCAUCCAAGACUUGGGGUUUGUUCAGGUUCAUGGCAAUGAAAAUAGUAAACCCACAUAGCCUACCUUUGCAAGAACGAGGGAGUUGCCGUUUGAUACGGUCAUAAUGUGCAGGUCCUGCACCCAUCCGCAGCAAAACUGUUCGUAGUUUUGUCGCGAUUUGUAAUUUCGGAAUCGCUGAGGAGUUAAGUAACAUACACCAAACAACAAAUACAGCAGAAUGUCCAUUUCACGUAAUUGUGGAAGCCCGUCGACAUCUCUACUCCAAUUGUCUUCAGCUUGCUCGUAAGGGUGAACAUUGUUCACAUCCUUAACUUUGAUCACAUAUCUGUUCUUCGCCUUAGUAACAAGUUUGUCUCUAUCGAACUGGCAAGUUAAAGUUUAAUGUCCCGCGAGCCAGACCUGCUUCCAAUAUGGCUCCAUUGUUGUCAAAUCUCACGUGAUCUCCCAUUCUGUAAUGUAAACGCUCGAGCCUAAUAGCGCACGUACUUCAGAGCCGGUGCUUUCACACACAAACCGGAACAGCGCGUGCGGUAAACACACACACGCAAAACAGAUGCAGAGGGAUAUGAUGGCAGAGCAUUCAGAGUAAAAUUUGUCCUUUACGAGGCGGAGAUAUAAACACUAUUUCAAGUUGGUCGAAAUUAGAGGAAAGAACGUGCAUGUAAAGUGUAAUUUAUGUCCCGGGGCAAAGCUUUUGUCGACAUCUGUGGUAAGCAAUUAAAAUCUGUUUAUUUUUGUUGCACUUCAAGUGUAGGAUAAAUCUGCUGCUGGUGAGGUGCAAUAAAUAUUACAAGGUUCUAUAACACAACUACCUGUCUGUUCUUCUCUAUUCAACUGACUCGAAUACUGUUCAGAAAAUUUCAAAUACUUUGACAUACAACUUCUUUUUAAAGUAACGGAAAUAGUUACUUUCCCAGAUAACUAGUUGCUUUUACUAUAGAGUAAUUCAGUUAGUAACUCACUUUUUGGAAGAAGUAGUGAGUAACUAUAACUAAUUACUUUUUUAAAGUAACGUGCCCAACACUGCCUACAGCAGCUCUUCAUGAGUCUAAUACUCUUACUAGGAGUCUUUGUAUAAUCCAAAUCUACAAUUUGCCAAUGGUGGAACACUCACGGUUUCCAUGACGACAGGUGUCCGUGCGAGUGCAUCAGCCAGCUGGAAUCAACGGUGAUCCUUUGGCAAAACAAGGGAGGGGGGGGUCAUUACGACAGCUUGUCAAAUCAAUGUUGAGGGUGUCCGGACUGAUGAAGGCGUCGCCCUCCGCGCGCUGACACAAGUGUCAAUAGCGGGCGGCCCGUGGCGGCGCACUCCCAUGAUUGGAGCGAAAUGCCCAUCAGUCAGGCAGCUGAGCCGGACUAAUGAUUCCCCGCGCUGCCUAUUAGAGCGACAUGACAGUUUAAUCCUGUGGGCCCCGACCGCGCUAAAGUGACCUUGGCGCUGCCGAUUGAGGCUGAGGUGAAUUGACAAGAGCGGAUAAAUCUUUACCUUGGGCUAUUAAGUGAAUUACAACAAGCGCGAUACAAAGCUUUUCCCAAACCUUAACUCACUGGAUGCCAUUGACGGCAAAAGAUGUCCAAUCCAUUUUGACUGGGACAACAUGGAUUUGACGUACAGUGGGGCAAAUAAGUAUUUAGUCAACCACUAAUUGUGCAAGUUCUCCCACUUGAAAAUAUUAGAGAGGCCUGUAAUUGUCAACAUGGGUAAACCUUAACCAUGAGAGACAGAAUGUGGAAAAAAACAGAAAAUCACAUUGUUUGAUUAAAAAAAAAAAAAAAUUUGCAAAUCAUGGUGGAAAAUAAGUAUUUGGUCAAUACCAAAAGUUCAUCUCAAUACUUUGUUAUG
This is a messenger RNA of Corythoichthys intestinalis (scribbled pipefish), 8377 nucleotides long. RefSeq names its product calcium-activated potassium channel subunit alpha-1-like. Gene Ontology annotation, molecular function: large conductance calcium-activated potassium channel activity. The record is from RefSeq and is a predicted model, not a curated record. Bases 518 to 4081 code for a protein of 1187 amino acids. Gene Ontology annotation, cellular component: postsynaptic membrane. Lineage: Eukaryota; Metazoa; Chordata; Actinopteri; Syngnathiformes; Syngnathidae. Gene Ontology annotation, biological process: potassium ion transmembrane transport. The transcript has 30 exons.